Saccostrea cuccullata (small rock oyster) is the source of this 1314-nucleotide messenger RNA. RefSeq lists its product as uncharacterized. The record is from RefSeq and is a predicted model, not a curated record. The transcript has 2 exons. Lineage: Eukaryota; Metazoa; Mollusca; Bivalvia; Ostreida; Ostreidae. Bases 349 to 1050 code for a protein of 233 amino acids.
GUUGAGGUUUCAUUACUUUUGAUUUACACCGCUUGGCGACAGCGUUUGAAGACGAUUUAACUUUUAAAAACCUAUGUAAACUCAUCAAAUCUCUAUCAAAACUUUUAACCUUUUGGGAAGAUAGAUCUUUAUUUUUGCCGUUAAAUAUUGGCUUCCGCCUAAAAUUCGCCGUAGAUCCUGUGAAAUAAUUGGAAUUAGUGCCGAGUAUCAUUAUCUGUCGCUAUCAUUUAAAGAAUCUUCCCCCAGUGUCCGUUAUCAUGGGACAGAUGAUAACCCCGGUAUGUCUGCCUCCCGCAGAGAUGUUUAUACAGCCCCUAACAGUCGCCAUAUAAAUGUACCCCGCAUGGGAUGUCCGGACCAGAAGCUACCAAGUCAGCAACCAGCAAACAUAUAGUGCAGUCCAAACACUUACCUAAAAGGAUUUUAUUAUUUGCCUUCAGCAUUUCUACAAUUAUAAGAAUGGUGGAGUUUAUCUACUUUGUAUGCCUGAUCGGAGUGACAAACAAGAUCUUUGCUUUACCAGUACCCUCCACAGAUCUCGGAGACAGCCAGUAUUUCGGCGAAUCUACUGAUGUCGAGGAUGUGUCCGUGCCGGUGCCAUUCCUCGUUAACUAUGAGAACUUGAUAAAUUCUGAUGAGGACUUGAGUUACCCCGUCUUGCCUCUACCCCAGAAUCCACCCGAAUGGCUGAUGACGCUGAUUCACAGGGUCAUGUCCAAGUCGUCUGAUUUUUCCAACAGACAAAAGCGUGGGUAUCUCGACUACUCGGACCCUGCCCUCCAAGCCCUUUUACACGCCUUUUACAAAACAUAUGGCGGUGAUGGAAAGAUGGGUAUUCGUUAUGGACGCUCAGUUCAAUCUUUACGAAGGAGUGUUCCUGUUCAACACAGAAUUUUCCACAAUUCGUUUUUGAAACAAAUGAAAGCAGACUCUCAUUCCAGAGGUCGCUACCGAAGGACCUCCUACAGACAAGCCGAAUUGCAAAGAAUUCUUAAACUAUUUUAUUCAAGGGGGAAAUAUUAUGGAAAGUUUGGUAUAAAAACUGGUUGAAGAGUGUGUUGUAUACCUGUAGAUGGUAUUAACUUUACCUCAAAGGCAGCAGACUUAAAAGGUGUGACUCGCUGAAGUUACGGACCUGUGGGAAGGCACUUCGCGAUGUCUGCAAUUAACUCUAAGAAACAAUGAGCUGAGGAAUCUCUCCGUUCUGUAUAUAAUGUAUAUAGUGUAUUUAUUUAUAUCGUUUGUAAAUAUUGUAUAUAUUGUGCAAUAAUGAAAAUUUUAGAUAAAUCGUUUCAAAACAGUUGAAAAGUAUAA